AUGGCUCCGCAGGCCAGAUCUAAGCAGCCCGCCAGCGAUCAGUAUUAUCGGAAGAGUUCCCUUACUGAAUUUGAAACACCUCUGAUUAGCUACAAAGAAAUCACCCGGGCACAGGAUGACUGGGACGUGGAAGAAUUUAUCUCAAAAACCUGCAUGGGCAGGUUCCUGCACCAUUCCGCUUUCAAGAUUCUGUUAGCGACCGUUGUAAUUGGCAACGCCAUCGUCAUUGCUCUCCGAACGGAGCCAGUGCUAGAAGACAAAUACUUUGGCUUAUUCAAUGCCAUUGAUACGAUUGUGUUGUCUUUCCUGAUCUGUGAGGUCAUCCUCAACUGGUACUAUGGAUUCGCUUUGUACUGGAAGGAUGGCUGGAAUAUCAUCAACUUUUCUAUUGUGUUGUACCUAUGCAUUGGUUUGAUCAUUCCUGCAUUGGAGAAUGAGACACUUUUUCGAAUGGUCAGAGUCAUGAGGCUGAUACAGGUGUGUAGCUUGGUUAGUGGUUUGGCCCGGAUGAUACAGGUGAUCCUGCAGUCCAUUCCUGACAUGGCAAAUAUCAUGAUCCUACUUUUUGCCAUCAUGCUGGUCUUCUCUGUGUUUGGAGUGACUCUCUUUGGCACCCUUGUUCCAAAGCAUUUUGGGAACCUGGGAACGGCUCUGUAUUCUCUUUUCAUCUGCAUCACCCAGGAUGGAUGGAUUAAUAUUUAUAAUGACUUUGAAACUGAAGGCCUGGCCUUGGAGAUAGGUGGGGCCCUCUACUUCUUUAUCUUCAUCACCUUUGGGGCCUUCAUCUUUGCGAAUCUGCUGGUGGCUGUGGUGACGACCAACUUGGAGCAAUCGAUGACUGCGUAUCAAGAGAAGCAGCAGUUGAAAACUAAUUUCCCUUCCCUUGGAGGCUUCGCCGGAUUUGAAGAUGGCACCGAUGAUGACUUCCCCGCAUCCCAGUCAGAAGCGGUGCAUAUAAAGGAAGUAAUGCAGGCAACACCCAUGGUCCACCACCAGGAAUUGCUCAGCCUUGGCAAUUUGGGCGGCUUGAAUGAGACGACUUGUGAAGAUCUCUGCCUCGUCCUGGAAGCGAUCCACGAGAACUUAAAGGAGUAUCAGAUGAUCAGGGAUGAACUGGACAACAUAGUCCAGGAGGUGAGGUCCCUCAAAUUCAACGUCGAUCACGAGCAGGAGAUCGUUCUACGAAACAUCCGUGGGGCAAACAUUUCAGAAACGAUGAUUGCCAACCACACCAUUUUUGCAAAGACUGGCGAUGUUCUCUCAACUCUGAUAAACCUGGAGAAGUCACACUUAAUUGAUAGAGAGUACCAGAAAGGAGAAGUAAAAUCAGCAGCCAUGAGAGCCUUACGACUAGCCACACUGGAUGAAUCUGAAACAUCAGGCCGCCGACAAACUUUGCCUCCUCCCUCUAGAGAUUCUACAGAUCAAAUCCAGAAGUAUCCAGGCAGCACGUCUGGAAGUAGUGAAGACAAGAAACGAUCCAUCCUUGGCCCCGGCAGCUUUGGCCACGGCCGGGAAAGUCGCAGCAGCCCAGCCGGGAAUCCUCUGGAGCACUGCAAGUCGGAAGAAGCCCAUGCAAGGCGCUAG
This is a messenger RNA of Ahaetulla prasina, 1587 nucleotides long. It is a transcript of the gene CATSPER4, whose product is annotated as cation channel sperm associated 4. The coding region runs from base 1 to 1587 and encodes 528 amino acids. The record is from RefSeq and is a predicted model, not a curated record. Gene Ontology annotation, molecular function: voltage-gated calcium channel activity; calcium-activated cation channel activity. Gene Ontology annotation, biological process: flagellated sperm motility; transmembrane transport; sperm capacitation. Lineage: Eukaryota; Metazoa; Chordata; Lepidosauria; Squamata; Colubridae. Gene Ontology annotation, cellular component: acrosomal vesicle; CatSper complex; sperm principal piece. The transcript has 15 exons.